Molecule: messenger RNA, 1399 nt
Organism: Coccidioides posadasii C735 delta SOWgp
Lineage: Eukaryota; Fungi; Ascomycota; Eurotiomycetes; Onygenales; Onygenaceae
Gene: MRPL33
Product: mitochondrial 54S ribosomal protein uL30m
Biological process (GO): translation
Cellular component (GO): large ribosomal subunit; mitochondrion
Molecular function (GO): structural constituent of ribosome
Source: RefSeq, a predicted model, not a curated record
CAGAGACGAACGAAAAAGAGUGGUCGAUGAAGGGAUGCGAAUCCGUCGGGAAAGAGAAUUGAGCGUGUUUUUCGGGUGCGAAUAGACAGUCGGCCCCUGCAAAUUACAAUACCAACUUCGCACCUUAAGGAGUCCGUCGAUCCACGUCACACCGUGCGGCACAUCCAACGGGGAAGAUUGCCUUGGCUGGAAGAGAAAGCAAGCCCUGCAGACACGGGGCGAAUCAACUCGACGCAGACAAAAGAAGAAAAGGGCUCGUUUGCCGAAACAAUAAGAAAGAACCAGAUUGUUGGGUUUUCCUUCUUUGGGUCUGAAAUAAGCACCAUUCCGCCUUCAUCCCAGCAAUCAUCGCUGGUUGGAUCAGAACAGCCCAGAGCAACAAUUCGGACCCUUUUCUCUUUGAAACCAGAAGAGAACUGAAGCAAGAGAGUGCAGGAGAGUGAGAGAAGAGAGAGACAUCGUGCCCAAAAGGAACUUUCCUGGCGUGACCAAACAAAAGGGACUCCGUGCGCCGCGUGCACACACUCACCAACCUUCCUUGACAAUAACACCAAGAAACAAACAAAUUCGCCGAAAUACAAAGAAACCAAAGCAACACAAAGCACAACCUGUACCCCCAAAACUCAGCUGGGACAACCAAAAAUAAAUAAAUAAAUAAAUAAAUAAAAAGAAAAGAAAGGGAAACGCCAGGAGAAAGGGUGCUGAAACGUCACAUCUCCCAUCCUAAAAAGCACUCACAAAAAUAAAUUAAAAAAAAAAAAAAAAAAAAAAAAAAUUAUUCGAUUUAAAAUUAAAAAGAACACACCCGAAAACAAUGACUUUCUUCCGCAUCACCCUCAUCCGCUCCGCCAUCGGUCUCCCACGCCGUACCCACGGCGUCCUCAAAGCCCUCGGCCUCAAGAAGCGCAUGGCCACCGUCUUCCACCCGGUAUCCCAGGACGUCGCCGGUCAGAUCAUGAAGGUCAAGGAGCUCGUCGCAGUGCAAGAAGUCGACAAGCCGCUCACGCAGGAGGAGCUGCACUGGUCGCGCAAACCCGAUCCGGGGUACUAUAUCGAGAAGAGGGCGGCGGAGGCGUUCAGAGAGAAGAGGGAGGUGUAAGGAGGGGGGAGAGAAAGAAGGGGAAAUGGUUAGCCCUUCCUUCCUUCCUUCCGCGCGCAGCAGGGCUGGAUGGCACGAUGAGGAAUGCAGCGAUGGAUUUUUGGGGGUGGGGAUAUACCUGUUUUACGAUGGUGGGAAUAUCGAAGAGACGGCGGGCGACCCUGUUAGAGAGGGGAGGCCCGAUUUGUGCAGCCGAUAAUCCCACGGUACUCGUGUUGGAGAAUAGCAUUGAUGCUCGGUGUUUGCGGUCAUGGUCCUUCGACCCGUAAGUGCUUCAAAUGCCAACCAGAUUUUGAUAGA